Populus nigra (black poplar) is the source of this 2821-nucleotide messenger RNA. RefSeq lists its product as uncharacterized. Bases 194 to 2821 code for a protein of 875 amino acids. The record is from RefSeq and is a predicted model, not a curated record. NCBI's taxonomy places the organism in Eukaryota, Viridiplantae, Streptophyta, Magnoliopsida, Malpighiales, Salicaceae. The transcript has 11 exons.
UAUGCAUCACAUUACAUAAAUCAUUUUCAUUCACCUUUGAAACCAUUUAUAACCUUUCAAGUAUCAAUCUUUAAAUUGUGAUUCUGAUGUUAUAUUUUAUUUUGUGAUUCGUUUUCUUGCUUACAGAUGCUGAAGCGUGAAAGAAAGGGUUCUUCCUACUCAAUGUUUUGAUUUAUAGGACCAAACAUCAAGCAUGCCUCGACGAGGAUCCAUAUUAGAUUCUAGGAGUGACAGGUCCACUUCAAGGAGUGACAAGUCCACUUCAUCCAAGUCAUUUCAAACUACAUCAAGGCAUAAUAACAAAGGAUCCACAUUUCAUCAACCUAUGUAUCAGAACGCAAAUGAGUAUUAUAUACCUACUUUGGGGAGUACACAUCCUCCUCAACAUGAUUGUGGGAGGGUUGAUGCAUAUCAAUAUUGUGAGGGCUUUCGUUUUCAAGAUUUGCUUCAAACUCAAGGAGGUUUCUCUCGAGAUAACCAACUUGUUUAUGGAGGACAUAAUUUAUAUGGGAGUUAUAGGAGAGUUGAAGGUAAUGAUAAUGAUGUGAACAUUAGAAAUGAAGAUGAGGGAGACGGUAGUAAUGAGAGAGGUGUAUGUGAUGAGAGAGAUGUAUGUGAUGAGGAUCAAGAUGGUGUUCCAUCAUAUCACGGUUCAACAUCUUCUCCAUACAAUUAUGAUCAAAGUGUUAAAAGGAAGGGUUUUGACACGUCAAUAGAUCCAAUAACAAGAAAAAAAGAGCUUUGUUUGUAUGGAACAACAGAGUUCAAUAAUGCAUCGUGUGGUCGUGCAAUCGGAGAUAUUUUGAGGUCCAAUUUUAAGGGAGCAUGGCACUCUUGGGAAAAAGUAGAUCCAAUGUGCAGGGAUGAAUUCUUUAAAGAGUUUAAGAAAAAAUAUUCCUUUCCUGAGAAAGAUGAGUCGAUUGUUCGUAAUAUUUGGGAAGAUAAGGCUAGGAUAGCUUUGAAUCAACAAUUGACCCGAGCUCGCAAGAAAGCCAUGUCAAAAGAAAACACUACAAAUAUUAUAGAUUGUCUUGAUAAGGGUCCUGCCUGGAUAAACAAUGAUGACUGGAAUCAAAUGAUCAAAGAUGUUUGGUCCACCCCUGAAUUUCAAAGGAGAUCUGAAUCUGCUAGGAGAAAUCGAUUAACCAAAACAGAUGGCAAAAUAAGCACUCAUUCUGGAGGAACAGUGUCAUUUGCAUCAUAUCGAGCUAACAUGCAAGAGGAAGCUGGUGGAAAAGAACCUCCAUGGGAUGAUGUCUUUACAGCUUUGCAUCAAAGUACUAAGCAAUCUGGUAGCUUUGUCGACAACAAGUCUAAAAAAGUGGUUGAAAAUUAUAAAAUGGAGAUGAUUUCAAAGUAUGGAACUGAUCGGGAAAAUCAUCCUUCAUUUGAUGGAGCAGCUUGGUGUGUGGCUUCAGGAGGAGUUACAAAGGGUAGGGUAUAUGGUGCACCUCGUAUGCCAAAAUCAAAAGUUAGUACAAGCUCUUCAUCACAUUCUUACUCGGUGGAGUCAUCAUAUCCCAGUUCAUCGUAUCGAGCAUUGCAAAAGGAGAUAAAGGAUAAAGAAGAGGAGAUAAAGAAAAAAGAUGAUUUUAUUCUUGAAAUGAAACGGCAGAUGGAUUCCAUGAAAGAAUAUAUUGUGAACAAUCUUGGAUACCAUGGUGGGACAUCAAAUAUUGAUCAAGGUAUGCCACCACCUUUGACUCCAUCAAUACCGCCACCUAUGGCUCCUCAGAUAAUGACACCUAUGGGUCCUGCAUUUCAACCAAUUUUUCGACCUACACCUCGACCUUUAUAUCCUGCUCAAUCUUCUGUUGAUCCACAAUAUCAUGUGCAGACUCAACUGGCUCACUCGCAGAUAUGCACAUCCCAGCUCAACAGCCUGAAUGUCUGUGCACCAUUUGUGGUGCCUGGUGCAACGAACACCAACCCUAGUACUGAUUGUUGUAAUGCACUUGGUGCAGUGCAACAUGACUGCCUCUGCAGCACUCUCCAGAUUGCGGCUCGCCUCUCUUCUCAAUGCAAUCUUCCACCUAUCACUUGCGAACAUGUGAACUCCCAGAGGUUGUGUGAAUUGGAUAUGUGCAGUGAUUCCAUUGGUGAAAUUGAGCUGAAGAAAUCAGUCCUUUCAAAGAAGGAGGCAACUGAUAAUAUAGGAGAGCAAAUGGAGGAAAGAUUUGCAAGGGGUGGAGUACAAGGGACCAUGGAGAUGAUGACUGAUUUAGAGCCCGGGCCGCAACAGUCCGCUGAAGAAAGUAAAGGCCAGCUGAAUAGAUGGAAGAGAUUGUGUAUUUACCUUGGUACUGUUGGAAUGCUGGUUGCUUUUCUAAUGGGUUUGGCCAUGUCUUGGACUGCACUCACAGCAGCCCUCAUUUUUGUGAUUCUUGAUUUCAAAGAUGCAGGGCCUUGCCUAGAGAAGAAAGCAUUGUAUAGUCUUAAACAGGCAUCACGCGCUUGUUUGCGAACUACAAUUCUUGCGGUUUAUGUGGAUGAUAUUAUUAUAACUGGCAGUGCUACCUCUUAUAUCUCCACUCUAAUCACUAAAUUAAGUGCUCAGUUUGCUAUAAAAAACCUUAGGAACUUGAACUAUUUUCUUGGCAUUGAGUCCUCUGCUGCAGUCUCUUCUACUCCAUUUCAUAAUCCAUCUCUGUACAGAAGCAUCGUUGGAGCCCUACAGUAUAUUACAAGACCUGAUUUGGCCUUUGCUGUUAACUCUGUUUGUCAGCACAUGCAAUCUCCUACAGAUGACCACUUUACUGCAGUAAAACGUAUCUUGCCUUAUCUCAAAGAGACUAUUACAACUUGGUAUUCAGUUCACUAG